Molecule: messenger RNA, 546 nt
Organism: Dentiscutata erythropus
Lineage: Eukaryota; Fungi; Glomeromycota; Glomeromycetes; Diversisporales; Gigasporaceae
Source: the annotation of a GenBank genome assembly
AAGCUUUUUACUCUUGAACUUGUCAAUAUGAAUGAGAUGAAUGAAAUUUGUAAAACAGUUACUUCUCAAAAGGGAAAAGUAAAACUAAACAUUUAUGGUUUCUUGUUUGUAAAAGAAUGUGUUGUGAAAAAUACUUAUUAUUGGAGUUGUAAAAAAAAAAAAUCUGAAAACUGCCCAGGCCAUGCAGUAACUAUUUUUUCUAAUAGUUCAUAUUUUCUUAAAAAAACUGCCAAGCAUGAAUACUCCCCUCAAGCAAGUAGUAGUGAAGUGGCUAUAAUAGUUGAACAUAUUAAACAACAAGCAAGAGAAACUCAGAACUCACUUGCUCAGAUUAUUCAAAAUAAUACUGCUGCUGUUGAUAAAAAUUUAGUAUCUUAUAUGCCUUCAAAAGAUGCACUUUGUAUGAGAAUAAAGCACAUUAGAGGUUCUGAAAUGCCCCCGCAACCUCAAACUCUUGAUGAAGUUGAUGUGCUACUUCCAUUUCAAUCUACUUUAAAGAGAGAAUUGUUUUAUAUUAGAGAUUCACAAUCAAAGACUGAACGAUGA